Messenger RNA from Parasteatoda tepidariorum (common house spider), 740 nucleotides. Its product is annotated as translocon-associated protein subunit gamma. Lineage: Eukaryota; Metazoa; Arthropoda; Arachnida; Araneae; Theridiidae. The record is from RefSeq and is a predicted model, not a curated record. Gene Ontology annotation, biological process: SRP-dependent cotranslational protein targeting to membrane. Gene Ontology annotation, cellular component: endoplasmic reticulum; membrane.
AAAUUAUCUAGGAAAUAUUUAAUAUUUUCUCAAAUGAAAUGAGAAACUUCAAAUUGGCAACAAAUAAAUAUAAUCUGUGUUUGCUUUCGUGUUCAGAAAUUUGGUGGACGUUGACAGGAAUUACACAUUUUGAGCCGGAUUGAAUUAAGUUCAUCAUGCCUUCUGGAAAAAAGUUAACUAAAGAAGAGGAAUUACUAUUGCAAGAUUUUAGUCGUAAUGUUUCAACAAAAUCUUCUGCUCUGUUUUAUGGAAAUGCAUUCAUAGUAUCAGCUAUACCACUGUGGCUUUUCUGGAGAAUUCAUCAAAUGGAUCCUUAUCAAUCUGCUAUUUUAUUUGCUAUUGUUACUAUUGUUAGCACAUGGUUAGUUGCAUUUGCUUACAAGAAUGUGAAGUUUGUUUUGAAACAUAAAAUUGCUGUAAAAAGAGAAGAUGCUGUUUCUCGUGAUGUUAUGAAAACUUUAGCAGAUGACAAGAAAAUGUCGAAAAAAGAAAAAGACGAAAGAAUACUUUGGAAAAAGAAUGAAGUAGCUGAUUAUGAAGCAACCACAUUUUCCAUAUUUUAUAACAACUCACUUUAUCUGAUGCUCAUCAUUUUGUUGUCUUUUUACUGCCUUCGUUCCUUCAAUCCAAGCAUAAAUUACGUUGCAUCAGUGGGAGCAGCAUCUGGAUUAUUGGCUUUGUUUUCCACUAGUUCUAACUAAAAUCAAUUGCUCAUCAUUUGUAAUAAAAUAUAAAACUCA